UAACGGACGUGCAUAUGAACACAUUCGAACCGCAUUGAUUGUGGAUGUCAUUCUCUGACGAUGAUCACAAGACACGUGGGUUCCGUUCACAAUUCGUUUCCAAUCAUAUGAUCAAAUCCGGUUGCAUUUUUCUUCAUAUUCUUGAUUCAAUUUCUCUCUUUCUUCUUUCUGAUUACUUUAUUACUUGUUUCCCAUAACCAUAAUCGCCACACCCACAAGAAAUUUUGUCCAUAUUUUAAGGUCUCUAACCCCGAUCAAGCGAAAACCCAAUUGGUUUCCAUCUGUUUCUCGUCAAGAUCCGCUAAUCAUGGCAACUAAAGCGAAGCAAGGUGAUAAUAAAACUAGAAGAUCUUUUUCCGUAUUCUUAAUAUUCGGCUUGUGCUGUUUCUUCUACCUCUUGGGCGCAUGGCAAAGAAGCGGUUUCGGGAAAGGAGACACGAUAGCUCACGAAAUAACAAAAAACGCUGAUUGUAGCGUCGUAUCAAAUCUAAACAUCGAGACCCACCAUGGUGUUGGCGUGAAGAACUCAAACGAUCUACGAUCCGAAACUAAGGUUGUUCCACCAUGCCACGAUCGGUUCAUCGAUCACACACCUUGUCACGAUGAUAACGAGAAGCUACACUGUCUUAUUCCAGCCCCGAAAGGCUACGUUACUCCGUUUCCGUGGCCCCAAAGCCGUGAUUAUGUGCCGUUUGCUAAUGCAGCUUAUCAAAACUUGACGGUUGAAAAGGCGGAAAAUUGGAUACAAUUUGAAGGAAAUGUUUUUAGGUUUCCCGAUAGAGUGAAACAGUUUCCUCAUGGGGUUGAUGCGUAUAUUGAUCAAAUAGCAUUGGUUAUUCCAAUCGGCAAUGGGGUUGUUCGAACUGCUCUCGACACUGGGUGCGGGGCUGCAAGUUUGGGUGCGUACCUAUUCAAGAAAAACGUUAUUACCAUGUCAUUUUCACCAAAAGACUCACACGAACCACAAAUUCGGUUCGCACUAGAAAGAGGCGUUCCCGCAUUUGUCGGUGAUCUCGACACUAUAAAGCUUCCAUUUCCGUCAAGAUCCUUCGACAUGGCUCAUUGUUCUCAAUGCUCGAUCCCAUGGACCCAAAAUGAUGGAAAGUAUAUGAUAGAAAUUGAUCGAGUUUUGAGACCCGGGGGCUAUUGGGUGCUUUCGGGGCCGCCUAUUAACUGGAAGGCGAAAUAUAAAACAUGGCAACAUUCGAAAGAAGAACUCGAAGAUGAACAAAAGAAAAUUGAGGAAAUUGCUAAACUUCUUUGUUGGGAGAAGAAACACGAGAAAGGUGACAUGAUGAUAUGGAGGAAAAGAGUAAAUACAGAUUAUUGUCGAGAAAGAGAAUCGCGUGUUACCAUUUGUCAACCGUCAAGUGCCGAUGAUAUAUGGUACAAAGAAAUGGAGGCAUGUGUUACCCCGUACCCCAAAACAAGCAACAGAGACGAGGUUGCCGGUGGUGAAUUAAAACCGUUCCCACAAAGACUUAACGAUGUUCCUCCAAGAAUUUCAAGUGGUUCCAUACAUGGAAUCUCUUCCGAGUCAUUUGAAGACGACAACAAGUUAUGGGUUAAACAUGUGAAUGCUUACAAGAGGGUGAACAAGAUUAUUGGUAUAGGGCGUUAUCGUAAUAUCAUGGAUAUGAAUGCCGGUCUUGGAAGUUUUGCGGCUGCACUUGAAUCCCCGAAAUCUUGGGUAAUGAAUGUGAUGCCGACGAUAGCCGGUAAAGACACUCUUGGUGUCGUUUAUGAGCGAGGCUUGAUUGGAAUGUAUCAUGAUUGGUGUGAAGCCUUCUCCACGUAUCCUAGGUCAUAUGAUCUUAUUCACGCUAACGGUCUUUUCAGCUUGUACAAAGACAAGUGUAGUUAUGAGGACAUCCUUUUAGAGAUGGAUAGGAUUUUAAGACCUGAAGGUACUGUUAUAAUCCGCGACCACGAGAUUGAACUGAUAAAAGUGAAAAAAAUAGUUUCCGGAAUGAGGUGGAACACAAAAAUGGUGGAUCAUGAAGACGGUCCUCUUCUUCCAGAAAAGAUACUGUUUGUAGUCAAACAAUAUUGGGUUGCUGCAGGCGAAAACAGUUCACCGUCUUCAAGAUGAUUGUGACUUGAUUCUUUUUCGAAUUUUUUGUUGUUUGGUUUAAAUAGUGUUUGAAGUAGGUUUGUUAGAUUAGUAUAAUUGGUAUAACAUCUGUUUGUGUAAGUUUCUCAGUUUGGCUUGGUGCACAAUGUAAACAAUAGUUUUGAUAUCAAUGUUAUAAUUACAGUUACUUGAGCCA
Molecule: messenger RNA, 2270 nt
Organism: Helianthus annuus (common sunflower)
Lineage: Eukaryota; Viridiplantae; Streptophyta; Magnoliopsida; Asterales; Asteraceae
Product: probable methyltransferase PMT2
Exons: 7
Coding region: 308-2092 (594 amino acids)
Cellular component (GO): trans-Golgi network; endosome; cytoplasm
Molecular function (GO): methyltransferase activity
Source: RefSeq, a predicted model, not a curated record